AUGGCUUAUCCAAUAUGGGUAAUUAAUAAAAUGAAAUUAUUUUUUCUGUUUAUUGCUAUAAUUUCAGCUUGCGAAUUCUCAUGCUACUCUCAAUGCGCAACCACGUCUUGCAUACAGAACUGCGGGUGCGACUCAAGUAUUUUCAGUGGUUUCAAAUUUACACACAACUCCAUAAAGUUUUCCUUUAAAGCAUUUAAUAAUCAAGAUUUUCAGUUUAUUGAAAAUAUUGGCUGCAAUCUAAAUAAAGCUGGGCUUUGCAAACAGAAUUUCCUUGAAGAUUCUAUGUAUGACUGCUUAAUCUCAGCAGGGUGCCAAAAAAUGAUAAAUCAAGAAAAUGAACUGAAUAUGGAUGAUACAGAAUGCAUUGAUAUAUGCACGCUCAGCUGCAAAGGAAAACUAAGGGAUCAGCUAGACAAAUGCUUGGAUGCUUGUUUGAAAAGCAGCUGCUCAGGACUGCCAAGUAGUGAAAUUGGGAAGCUGAGUGGAUCAUUCGUUUUUGAAUAUGCCAGAUUUAUUGUUCUCGCGUCAAUUAGCGUAGUUGGAUGCGGAAUUUAUUUUUUGACUUCAAAGGGAAAAGUAGAAAAAAAUAAAGAAGAGCUUUAUCAAAGGCUGAUAUAA
This is a messenger RNA of Blepharisma stoltei, 618 nucleotides long. The record is from the annotation of a GenBank genome assembly. NCBI's taxonomy places the organism in Eukaryota, Ciliophora, Heterotrichea, Heterotrichida, Blepharismidae.